Messenger RNA from Cuculus canorus (common cuckoo), 8781 nucleotides. RefSeq names its product phospholipase C gamma 2 (gene PLCG2). Gene Ontology annotation, molecular function: protein binding; phosphatidylinositol-4,5-bisphosphate phospholipase C activity. The record is from RefSeq and is a predicted model, not a curated record. The transcript is spliced from 33 exons. Lineage: Eukaryota; Metazoa; Chordata; Aves; Cuculiformes; Cuculidae. The coding region runs from base 844 to 4641 and encodes 1265 amino acids. Gene Ontology annotation, biological process: phospholipid catabolic process; positive regulation of epithelial cell migration; phosphatidylinositol-mediated signaling.
UGGAAGCCAUUUUUAUCCUGACAGCAGAUGGCUCAACACAGGUUGUGUGUAUAUAUAUUACAAAUGCAUAUCUCAAAACAGAAGUAAGUGCUUUCAGUUCUCAUGGUUUGUUUUAUUUUUCUUAGGAUUAAAGAUAUUAGAUAUUUUCCUUAAAGCCCAGCUGCUGGAAUCGGCAGAGUCCAGGAGACUCUUAGUGUUUGCUAAAAAAGUAAAUGAUGAACUCCCUUGGUUACAAAGAAAACUUAAAACCAGGAAGAGAGGAUAUCCCAAAGGUUUAGAAAGCUAAGAAUUCAAAAUUUGCCUAAGAUGAGCUAGAAACAGUAAUGAUUGUUGUGUUGAUGUCAGGAGGGGGCAUUUUUAAUGCAUUACUGCAUUUUUAAUGCAUGAUGGAAGUGACAGAACAUGAAAAGAGCUCAGCCCAUGAAGACGGUAAAAAAGGAGUGAGUCUCGCUGGCUGGAAGUGACAUAUUUCAGAAUUUGUUUCCACUUUCUUUCUUAUGACUUCCUUUUUUUUUUAUUCCCCCCUCCCCGUUAACAACAACCGUAACAAAAUCUGUCCUUGUGAAGGAGAAGAGAGUGUCAUCAAAGGCGACAGCUUUUUAAACAAUUUUAAAUUAGCUAAAAGGCCCAGGCUGCUGAAAACUGGAUAAGAAAUUUUGUAUGCUUAAGGGAUCUUAACAGUGUGCUUUUACCCAGGUGGAAUCAGAGUACAAAGAGGAAGAAACGUCCGUUUGACACUGCCUUGCUAAUCUCAGCGGUAUAUCAUUCAUUAUUCCGCACAGGAUUAAAGGACAUUGAAAAUCAUAAAACUUUGAUUUAAAAAAAAAAAAAACCACAAAAAACAUGCCUCGAAAGAGUAUCAACUAUGGAGUGUUGCCAGAGUAUGAGAAAAGCCAGAUCAAAAGGAACCUGGAGUUGGGAACUGUUAUGACAGUAUUCAGCCUGAAGAAGAGUAGUCCAGAAAGGAGAACUAUUCAGGUCAUAAUGGAAACCCGACAGGUAGCGUGGAGCAAGACAGCUGACAAGAUCGAAGGUUUCUUGGAUCUGAUGGAAAUAAAAGAAAUCCGCCCAGGAAAGAAUUCAAAGGACUUUGAGCGUUGCAAAGCAAAGCAACGAGAAGAACACUGCUUUACUAUUUUUUAUGGUACUCAGUUUAUCCUCAACACCUUAAGCUUAGCAGCUGACUCUAAAGAUGAUGCUGAUAAAUGGUUGUGUGGCUUGAAUAUCUUGUAUCAAGAGGUCAUGAGUGCUCCCACACCUGCAAUCACAGAGAGCUGGCUGAGAAAGCAGAUCUAUUCUGUUGACCAGACCAGAAGAAACAGUAUCAGUCUUAGAGAGCUGAAAACGGUCCUUCCCCAAGUAAACUUCAAAGUGAGCAGCAUGAAGUUCUUGAAGGAUAAAUUUGCGGAAAUAGGCGCUUACAAGGAAGAGCUUAGUUUUGAACAAUUUCAUUUGUUCUACAAGAAAAUCAUGUUUGAACAACAGAAAUCGAUUCUUGAUGAAUUCAAAAAGGAUUCCUCUGUGUUCAUUCUUGGAAAUACUGACCGUCCAGAUGCUUCAGCAGUUCACCUCCAUGACUUUCAGAGAUUCCUGCUACAUGAGCAGCAGGAAUCUUGGGCACAAGAUCUCAGUAAAGUCCGAGAACGAAUGACAAAGUUUAUUGAUGACACUAUGAGAGAAACUGCUGAGCCCUUCCUCUUUGUGGAUGAGUUCCUCACUUACCUUUUUGCAAAAGAAAACGGUAUUUGGGAUGAGAAAUAUGAUUCAAUAGAUGCCCAGGACAUGAAUAAUCCUUUGUCCCACUACUGGAUUUCUUCUUCUCAUAACACAUAUCUGACAGGAGACCAGCUUCGAAGUGAAUCCUCCACAGAAGCUUACAUCAGGUGCCUUAGAAUGGGAUGUCGAUGUAUUGAGUUGGAUUGCUGGGAUGGUCCUGAUGGGAAGCCCAUAAUUUACCACGGAUGGACACGGACAACAAAGAUUAAAUUUGAUGAUGUAGUACAGGCAAUCAAAGAUCAUGCCUUUGUUGCAUCUGAAUACCCUGUGAUACUGUCAAUUGAAGAGCACUGUAGUGUGGAGCAGCAGCGACACAUGGCCAGAGUUUUCAAGGAAGUAUUUGGGGAACAGCUUUUAAUGAAGCCUGUUGAAGCCAGUGCAGAUCAGUUGCCAUCACCAACACAGCUGAAAGGAAAAAUCAUCAUCAAGCACAAAAAACUAGGUCCAAAGGGAGACAUUGAUGUGAACUUGGAAGACAAGAAGGAAGAAAAAAAACAACAAGGAGAACUUUACAUGUGGGACACAAUAGAACAGAAAUGGACUCGGCACUACUGUGCUAUCGCUGAUGAAAAGCUUUCAUUCAGUGAUGAUAUAGAACAGAAUGCUGAUGAAGAUUCAUCAAAGGAGGUGAAACGUACUGAACUGCACUUAAAAGAAAAAUGGUACCAUGGGAAAAUGAAAGAGGGGAGAACAACUGCUGAGAAACUGCUCCAGGAAUAUUGUGCAGAAAUGGGUGGCAAGGAUGGGACUUUCCUAGUUAGGGAAAGUGAGGCUUUCCCUGAUGAUUGCACCUUGUCAUUCUGGAGAUCAGGUAAAGUCCAACACUGCCGGAUCCGUUCUUUGAAUGAUGGGGACACUGUGAAAUACUACCUGACGGACAACCUCACUUUUGAUAGCAUCUAUGAUCUCAUUCAACACUACAAGGAGACCCAUUUGCGCUGUGCUGGGUUUGACCUGCGUCUGACUGAUGCUGUGCCUAAUCCCAGCCCUCAUGAGAAUAAAGAUUGGUACUACAGCAACUUGAGUCGGGGAGAAGCAGAAGACAUGCUGAUGCGAAUUCCUCGAGAUGGAGCCUUUCUGAUUAGGAAGAGAGAAGAACCUGAUUCGUUUGCCAUGACUUUCAGAGCGGAGGGGAAGGUGAAGCACUUUCGAAUUCAGCAAGAAGGUCGACAUUUUGUGCUUGGAACCUCAGCCUACUUUGAGAGUUUAGUGGAGCUGGUAACGUACUAUGAGAAGCAUCCACUGUACAGGAAAAUGAAAUUACGUUACCCAGUGACUGAGGAGCUGCUGGAGCGCUACAGCGUAGAAAAAGAUAUUAACUCCCUCUAUGAUGUCAAGAUGUAUGUGGAACCCAGUGAAAUCACCCCUACAGUGCCUCAGAGAACAGUGAAAGCCUUGUAUGACUACAGAGCCAAAAGAAGUGAUGAAUUGAGCUUCUGUCGAGGAGCUUUAAUUCAUAAUGUCACAAAGGAAACUGGAGGCUGGUGGAAGGGGGAUUACGGAGAAAAAGUCCAACGCUAUUUUCCAUCUAAUUAUGUUGAAGACUUGUCAUCUAAUAACUCUGCUGAGCUUGAGAGUCAGAUUAUCGAGGACAAUCCAUUAGGCUCUUUGUGCCGUGGCAUACUGGUACUCAAUAAAUACAAUGUUGUGAAAAUGCCACAAGGGAAACACAAAAAAUCUUUUGUCUUCAUUCUGGAACCUAAGGAUCCAGAAGAUCCAUGUGUAGAAUUUGCAACUGAUAAAGUAGAAGAACUCUUUGAAUGGUACCAAAGUAUCCGGGAAAUCACAUGGAAAACUGCAGAAGAGGAGAACAGGAGGAAGUAUUGGGAAAAGAAUCAAUUGAUUGCUAUUGAAUUGUCUGAUCUGGUAAUCUACUGCAAGCCAACAAGCAAAACCAAGGACAAUUUAGAAAAUCCUGAUUUCAAAGAAAUCCGUUCUUUUGUGGAAACCAAGGCAGAGAGCAUUGUUAAGCAAAAGCCAGUGGAGUUGUUGAAAUACAACCUAAAGGGACUGACACGUGUCUAUCCUAAAGGACAGAGGGUUGACUCAUCCAACUACGACCCAUUUCGUCUCUGGCUUUGUGGCUCCCAGAUGGUAGCUCUUAACUUCCAAACUCCAGAUAAAUACAUGCAAUUGAACCAUGCCUUGUUUUCACUUAAUGGACGCACUGGCUAUGUUCUGCAGCCAGAGAGCAUGCGAAAUGAAGACUAUGACCCAAUGCCAAAUGACUCGAAGAGGAAAUUGCAGAUGAUUAUGACAGUGAGGGUUUUAGGUGCUCGUCAUCUCCCUAAACCUGGUAGAAGCAUUGCUUGUCCCUUUGUAGAGGUAGAAAUUUGUGGGGCUGAAUAUGAUAAUAACAAAUUCAAGACAACAGUUGUGAAUGACAAUGGCCUUAAUCCAGUUUGGGCACCCUGUCCAGAGCAAGUGAAAUUUGAAAUUUAUGACCCAAAUCUAGCAUUUCUGCGGUUUGUUGUUUAUGAGGAGGAUAUGUUCAGUGAUCCCAAUUUCUUAGCACAUGCCACUUUUCCCAUCAAAGGAAUCAAAUCGGGUUUUAGAUCUGUUCCUCUCAAAAAUGGAUAUAGUGAAGAUAUAGAGCUGGCCUCACUUCUGGUUCACUGUGAAAUGCAACAAGUUCUGGAAAGUGAAGAAGAGCUUUAUUCCUCAUGUCGGCAACUUCGAAAGCGCCAGGAGGAGCUUAAUAACCAGCUGUUUCUUUAUGACACCCAUACAAAUUUAAGGAAUCCUGCCAGAGAUGCUAUAGUAAAAGAAUUCAAUGUGAAUGAGCACAAACUACAGAUAUAUCAAGAGACAUGCAACCGCAGAUUAAGGGAGAAGAAAGUCAGUAACAGCAAAUUCUACUCUUAAAGCAAUCGUUCUUUCAUGCGUGCUUUAUGGUGCAAUUCAGGAAGAGAUGUUAAUUUAUCCUGGACACCCUAUUCUACGAUGGUCUCUCCAGACUGAAUGACUGGAAGAAGAAGAGGAAAGAUGGGUUUCCUUAAUUUCUUCUUACAAGAAAAACUGUUUUACUUCCUAAUAAUUUAUAUUCUGCACAAAGCAUACCCUCUGUGCAGGCCAGAUCUUCUGCAUAUUCAAGAUUUUUAAAAUCUGAGGGCAUGUAGUUGGAUAGACUGCACUUGUCAUUAUCAAUACCUGCAGUACAAGUAUAAAUAAUCUACUGUAUUUGUGUAUGCAGGCUAUAGAUAAGACAUUUACAACAAUUUGCAUGCAUGGCAUCGCACCACUUUAACAACUCGGCCCCUUAAGAUUAACUGGUAGUGAGUUUUUAAUUUAUUAAAUGCUAUAAAAGCACUUCUACACCAGAAUUGUCACGUCAUGUAUGUUACAGUAUCCAAAGCAGCAGAUUGUACUUCUGAUACUGUAUAAAAUAUUUUGGGCAGCUGAUAGUUCAUACUGUAUUGUCUCUUGCUCAAAGUUUUCUGUUAUGUCUUUGAGAAAUAGUUAAUAUGUUAAUUUUGUUGAAACCAAAUAUCCUCUGCAACUGUAGUUGUGUUUUUCCUGUUGAACUCUCUGUUAAAGUUUAAGAAAGGAACAACGCAUGAACCUGUAUUCAUAGCCCCUGUGAACCCAUGUUCACAACUGCAAGCACUGUUUGUUUGCAGAAAGGAAGGAGAUUUCAAAUUCUGAAAAGCACUUACUUUGGUAUAGUAUCAUUUUGCAAAUCCUUUCAGCUGCUAAUGUGCUUAGAAAUGAGUUUUUUAAUGAACUGUCAAUUUUUAAUCUUGCAGUCCUACUUAGACAAUAGCGUCAAAUGAUAGUGUUCUGUAAAUGUAGACCAUUUUCACAAAAUGUAUCUAAUUGAAGAAUGAUCAUAUGCACAAAUAUAGAGGUACAUUGUUCUUACAGCUUUAAUCAAAUGAAGAACAUGGAGCUACAGAUGAGAAAACUUGUUAUAUUAGCAAGUGUUUUCCUGCCAGAGCAGAACCAAAGUCUUCUGGUGUCAUGUAACACCAGUUGUUAUAAUUUGUGUGUUUGUUGGUUCUUUGUGCUAGCACUGUCUUAUUGCUAUUGAAUUCCUAGUUGCUUUAUAUCUACCUGGGUGGAGUUUUGCUGUCUAUAUGCUUGAUUUUAUAUUUCAAAUAUGUGUAGAGGAGUUGUUUUUCUAAGUGACUGCCUGAGGCAUAAAACGCUGCAUAUAUAGUGCUGUAUUUCUGAUCACAGAAAAGUUGCAUGGACUUGGGAUUCAUGGCAUGAUGAAGCUGUCUCAGCAUUAUGCGGUUUCUCUUGCUCACAUGCUAUGACUUCUGUUGCUUCAAGAGGCACUUAAUUGAUGCCAUUGUGCAUUCAUGGAUGAUGGUUUCAGGAACCCCCUUGAAGUUUUAGUUAUUCUCUAAAGACAGUCUUGUCUCAAAGAUGAAAGUGCUGAGUGUCCCAUAGUGUGAUGGCUUCUGUAAAUUUUUAAUGAUAAAGAAAUUAAUUACUAAUCACCCAGCUGAAAAAGAGAUGAGGGCAAAGUUAAAGGCAAUUCUCUGCAUUUAUUCCUCCUGCCUGGAAUCUCUUCAGUACCCGGUUGUGAUUGACCUGUUCAAGGAUUAGAUGGGUUCCGACUCCCCUCAAAAAAAGGAAAAAAUCAAAUCAACUAUGCAUUUGUGAGGUGGGGCUGUAACCUAGACUACUGUAUAAAGCUAGGCUUAUCUGCAGUAUCGAGGUGGAAUGAGAUAAUCCAUUUGCUGUUCCUUGAGGGGAGAACCGUUGGUGUGCAUGCAUUUUGUAGUGUGUUCCAGGACAUGGUUAGUUUGUGAUGUGAUCAGUCCCUCUGCUAUGUGUUUCAUUUCACAGCCUCCAUAAGUCCUAUUUAAUAUUAUGAGAACACUGCGUUGAUCUCGGACAAAGUGGCCCGAAGGCUUGUUGGGAACAUCCUGAGGUUGUUGCUACAGGUGGGACAGGAUUUACAGCCAGCUGAGCACCAGCUAGGUUUGGACUGAUCACAAAAAAUAGGAGACUACGAGAGAUGCUAGGGCUUAGGGAGAUAAAACCCUAGAGCAUGAGGCUGUUGCUGUGGUGGUUUUUUUGUUUCGUUUUGUGAUGAUUUUAUUUAAGCUCAGUUCCAGAGCUGAUGUAACCAAAUUGUCCAUUUUUCCUGGCUUCUUCUCUUGGUAUGUGUAUUCCAGGCACAGGACAGCCAUUGUAUGAUGAAUACAGGAGUUCCUUGUGCUGCUGCUGUGCUGAUAUUUAAGAAUUAGCACAUUUUAUAGUGCUUUGAAAAGUCCUGUGCACAUUCUUCACACAUAUGUAAUGUGAAAAGUUAUGAGGCACUCUCUUAGUGUUUAUGAAAAUGCAUUUCAUUUUACAGUGAGACUUUCCUCAGAAUAUAAUGUUAUACCCUAUUCAGAAGGAAAAGACUGCAUUGACUGUUUUUGUUGACUUGCAAGCAAUGGGCAAGGCUGUGUACUAACUCUUCUCUUGUUUCUGGCAUUCUGUGUUUUAACUCCAAAAUUUCACCUCUCAAUUCUUUAUCAAAGAAGACUCUGUAGCAACUUUUUCACAGUUGCAACUGUUUUAAUAUGAAAGUAGGUCGAGUGUGUGUGCUAAUUUUAUAAUCUAGGAGGAAAAACAUUUAUAAAUUUUUUGAAUUUAACAAUAUCUGUUAAAUUGUUGUAUUCUUAUAGAAACUGUUUUAAAUCCUUAAAAUAACUUAUUUUAAUAAAUAAUUUUGUAUAUCUCAGCAGUGAUGUGAAUGAUAACAGAUGCUUCUUUAAGCAUCGCUCAUUGAAAGCAAUGAAUUGUGUGAGUCAUCUGAGGCAGUAUGAGUGAGUUCUUGUUAAGAAGUCACCUGCUGGAGUGUUAUGGUGUGUUCUGCUAGAGGAUGGAGGAAAGGUGUUUCUGUGUUCUGACUAUUGAUUGUUUCCAUAGACAUGGGUGUUUUUGCACUUCAUCUGGCUGCAAAUCAACAGGGCAGAAAGAAAAGGUCAAAGACCAUGUUUAACUUGCAGCUCCUGACUGACCAUUUUCAGUGGUAGGUUGAUAUAAGCUUCAGCCCUAGCAAGCAUCAGUUUUGGAUCAAUUCAAACCAUGAAGUCUGACUAAGGCAGAGAUGACUUUGUAGUAAUUUGGAAGCACAGUAAUCUUCAUGUUCACUAUAAAAUUAUAUCAGCAUUAUUUCUACCCACAAGGUUGCCUUAAUUGCAUGGGCAGAAGUGCUGCUGAGUGAAUGCGUGCUGUCUUUAUGUUGAGAUUUUUUUUCACUGUUGGCAGUCUUGGGAACAGUUUUUUCCUCACUCUUUUGAUAAGAAUUAUAUACAUAUUGAGCAGGAAUCAUGUGAGGUAUCUGCAGCCUAGGUCUUCUAGGAGGUCAUUAGAUGGCCAGAUGGUCUUUAUCACCCUUUAAUUUGUGAAUAUUGGUAUCCAUGAGUUCUAAGUCGAAAAAAUUGCUUCGUUCAGCGGUUUUGUUGCCUAUGCUCUUACUGUCUUCCAUCCCAGUGCAUCUGUGUUGCAAAUAUUUUAGUGCUGCAGUUCUCAAGCCGACCUUGUAUAUGCUGAGAUGGCAUUAGCUACUACCAAAGAUUAUCUUUCAAUUCUCCAAACUAGUUGUAAAAUUAUGAAUGUGAUAUGGAAGCUGAAGUACAGUUGUUGAAUUCUGCUAUAGUCUUGUGUCAGCAUUUCCAAGUGCAAUCUAACUAGUUAACUUUGUUCCAGACUGGAAUUCCACAUACAGCAUUAGAAUCCGAAAUUGCAUAUAAUGAAAAUUAACCUUCAGAACCAGUUAGGAUCCAAAUUUAUCUUCUGCUCCCUAACAGUAUUUAUGAACAUGCCCAGCUAUUAGUUUCAAAAGAACUUAAAGUGCAGUUUCAUUCAUUGCUGGUUUAUGUUCUUAAGUGUUAUUUCAUCAAAAUAAGGAACUGUGAACUUGAAUAAAAUAAAGUAGUAUUUCCCUUAACACUUGUGCACUCCUGAAUUGCAAUUUAACCUGGAUUUACUGUAUGUGUAAAUUGUUACUGUUCAGGACACUUUUCUGUGACUAUCACAUCAGAAAUUAUUAAAUAUGCC